AGCAGCUGGAAGGCAAUGGUGGAAGAAGGUGGUUACCUCUCACUCUGGAGAGGAAAUGGAAUGAAUGUGACAAAAAUAGCACCAGAGACUGGCAUCAAGUUUCUAGCUUAUGAUCAGUAUAAGAAGUUUUUUGAUGAUACCCACUCCAAGCUAGAUAUCCAUGAACGCUUUAUAGCAGGAUCGCUCGCGGGGGUAACUGCUCAGACCAUCGUUUAUCCAAUGGAGGUACUGAAGACAAGACUGGCAUUGGGGCAAACAGGACAGUACAAGAGCAUCACAGACUGUGCAAGGAUCCUUAUCAAAAAUGAAGGCAUCUUUGCCCUUUAUGUAGGGUACAUUCCAAACCUUCUGGGCAUCAUCCCUUAUGCAGGGAUUGAGCUUACUGUGUAUGAAAGUGUGAAGAAAGCCUACUGCCAGAGUUCCGGCAAAAACCCAAGUGAACCUGGAAUCUUUGUUCAUCUUGGCUGUGGCACUAUCUCCAGCACCUGUGGUCAGUUGGGCAGCUACCCUUUGGCACUUGUGAGGACCAAGAUGCAAGCACAUGCCAUUGUCAGAGGUGGGCCACAUGUGAGUAUGCACCAGCACUUCUACAAUAUCAUACGAGAAGAAGGCUUAUUUGGUCUUUAUCGAGGAUUCACACCUAACUGCAUGAAAGUGGUCCCUGCUGUGAGCAUCAGCUUCGUUGUUUAUGAAGAAAUGAAAAAUAUCCUUGGCCUCACCUCAAAUUAA
Molecule: messenger RNA, 729 nt
Organism: Stegostoma tigrinum
Lineage: Eukaryota; Metazoa; Chordata; Chondrichthyes; Orectolobiformes; Stegostomatidae
Product: mitochondrial adenyl nucleotide antiporter SLC25A24-A-like
Exons: 5
Coding region: 16-729 (237 amino acids)
Biological process (GO): transmembrane transport
Molecular function (GO): ATP transmembrane transporter activity
Source: RefSeq, a predicted model, not a curated record